Molecule: messenger RNA, 2520 nt
Organism: Drosophila miranda
Lineage: Eukaryota; Metazoa; Arthropoda; Insecta; Diptera; Drosophilidae
Gene: dpr18
Exons: 7
Coding region: 21-1754 (577 amino acids)
Biological process (GO): synapse organization
Cellular component (GO): neuron projection membrane
Source: RefSeq, a predicted model, not a curated record
CACGUCAGCCCGUGCAAAGGAUGAGGCGUCCAAGAGUACUAUAUAGGGCAUCAUCAUCAGCAUCAAACGCGGCCCAGACCCAGACACGGACCCGGACCCAGUCGUCGCAUCCCCAUACUCGUCUCCAGACGACGACGGGCCUAAGUCUCAUCCGGCUGCUCGCCGUUGUCUCUGUAAUUGGAUCGCAGUUUCAUUCUGCUCUGGGCACUGGCACAGGCACAGGCACAGGCACUGGCACAGCGAGCGUCGAGCCGGCGGCCUCCACCACAGCGAGCACACAGAACAGCAGCAGCGGCGGCAGCAGCGGCAGCCGUCGAGCCGAGAAUAAUAAUUUAUUUUUUGAUGACCAUAAUACAACUAAGGCAAUAUCAUCAGCCGCUGUUGGCCCGUCAGCAGCAACCAGCACAACCCUUUACGUAUCCCAGACCCAGCCCCGGCCCCAGUCGCAGUCGCAGGGGCAGGCCCAAAUGCCAUCGAAAACAACGGACACGCCGCACCCAGCAGCACACUUUGCCGUACCCACAGGACUGAAGCAGGCAGCGUACGCCGUGAAAACACCAGACAGCAGCAAUGAGAUUAGCCAUAGCGCACCAAUCAAAAAUUUAAUUACCAGCCUUGAGCGCCCUGGGACAACAGACGUGCUGCCACCGACAACAGCGGCUGUGGCUGUGGCAGAGGCAGCACUGGCAGUAGCAACAACAAAAAGCGCCAGGAGCACCGUUAAGCAACCCAUCGACUCCACACGAUCCCGGAACCAUUGGACAGUGGGAGGCUCCGCUGGCCAUGAGACAGAGAGGCCACGCACCUUUCGCAGCAAGCACCAUCAUGAGCACCACUGGGGGCCCUUUUUCGAGGAACCAAUCAGCUCGGUGGCCGCCGGGGAGAGCCUCGUCUCCGCCGUGCACCUGUUCACCGAGGCGGUGCUCAACUGUCGCGUAGGCAUGCUCAAGGACAAGACGGUCAUGUGGGUCAGACGCACCACCGAAAAGGUGUCGCUGCUCACGGUGGGCAAUGUCACGUACAGCGGAGAUCCGCGGAUUCGCGUCAAGUUCCAGUACCCGAACAACUGGCGAUUGCUGAUAAAUCCCACACAGCGGGAAGAUGCCGGUAUCUACAUGUGUCAGGUAUCCACCCAUCCGCCGCGGGUGUUUACCACCAACCUAACCGUUUUGGAGCCCCCUUUAAGGAUAAUUGAUGAGCAUGAACGGGAUGUGGGCGACCGAUACUACAAGUCGGGGAGUACCGUGGAUCUGCAAUGCCAAAUAUCGCGCAACUUUUUCCAAAAGGAACGAUACAACAUACUCAAGUCGAGCGAUCAUCCAGCCACACCCAAAGUACUCUCGAACGAGACGGCCAAUGAACUAAAUCUGAUCGGUGACACAAACCAAACUCAACUGAAACUAACCAGCCAGGAGCUGGAGAAAUACUUUACAAAGUUUAUUACAUGGGCCAAGGACGAAGAACCACUCCAACCACUGACCAAUAAACGCUCAAGCGUAUCUGAAAAAUGGCUAACUAGUCGCAUCUCCAUUGAAGAUGCAAAGAUCUCCGAUAGUGGAAACUAUUCCUGUUCCCUUGGCAGACUAUUUACUGUAAUUGUCCAGGUACAAGUUCUUACAGGGGAAUUACCCGCUGCUGUCCAACACAACUUGGCGCCCAGAUCCGAAGGCUUUUGGUGUCUCCUUCUAAUGCCAAUUGCUUUCCACUUCGUACUUCGUAGACGACAUCUUGACAUUAGUAUGACGAGUGCUUAAGAUGACGAGAAUCAGACAUUGAUUGGAUUUCCACACACCGUUUACCUAGUAAAUAAUGUAUGUAAUACUUUCGGAUAACUUUCGUGUGUGUAAAACAGUAACAGUAACUGGAAACUUGUCCAAACCAAUAUUCAUAUAAACAAUAGGAUUUUAUAUAUCAAUUUACAUGGCAUUACCCUUAUGUCUGGAUCUCUCUUUCGGCCUUCGCGUUCUUCUCCUUUACAAAACAAGAUUAGGAAGAACUUGAUGUGAAGUCUGUAUAUCAGUUUCCCCUCCCAACUCCCAACACCCAACACCCCUUGCCACACCUUAUCAUAUAUUGUACUUCGAAUGUAUCAGCUUUAUUUAAAGUAAAACCAAAAAAUGAAGAAAGUACACCCUUUAGGUAUGCAAUUUUGUACAAAUUCAGUGAGCUUAAGAAGGAAUUAUUUUGUUUUGUUCUUGUGAUGUUUUCUCUUAGUUAUGAAUCAUACAACAAAUUUAACGAUGUGAUUUCGUUCAGUAAUUAUGUAAAUACAUAUUGUAAAAUUGGUAAGGUUAAAUGCAUGAUUUACAAAUAUUAUCCUUAUACGGUUGGAUUAUUGUUCUCCUUUCACAAAUCAUGUUGAUUAUGUAUAGUUAAAUCCUUGUAAUUAAUCGGGAGGCAGUCUACCAGGAUCCCUAAAACAAACAAAUAUUGUUAAACUGAAGUCAUUGUGUAAUUAAUUAUUAUUGAAUGAGUAAAUCAAAAUACUUUCAAAUAUACGAACCAUUAAUAUAAAUUAUC